AAAAAAACGUCUACAAGCAUGUUACAUAAACAUGUUUUCAUGAUCUACAUCUUCUUGCUGCUGCUUUUGUUCUUCAUCUUCUGUCCUUCACUAAUUACAGCUCAAGAAGUUGAUGAUGAGAGAGAAUUCAAUUACAUAAAAGGGAAUCAAAAAGGACCAGAGCACUAGGGAGAUCUAAGAAAAGAUUGGUGGUUGUGUAAGAACGGGACAAUGCAAUCUCCGAUCGAUCUCUCCAGUCGUACGGCUAAGAUUGUUCGGAAGUUCCAGCAACUUCGGAGGAAUUACUUUCCUUGCAACGCAAGUCUUGAGAACAGAGGACAUGACAUUUUGGUAUAUUGGGACAGAUACAAGGCGGAAAAAGUCAAGAUCAACGGAACAGAUUACUAUCUGCAGAAAAUUCAUUGGCAUUCCCCUUCAGAGCAUACAAUCAAAGGAAAAAGAUAUAGCAUGGAGCUUCAUUUGGUUCACGUAAGCAAAAACUACAAGAUUGCAGUUCUUGGAAUUCUCUAUAAGAUUGGUUCUCCCGAUUCCUUCCUCUCCAAAUUGACAAAGAAUGUGGAAACAGUAGGCGACAACAAGCAAGAGAAGAAAAUAGGAAUUAUGGAUCCAAGAGAGAUAAAGAUUAAAGGAAAAAAAUAUUUCAGAUAUAUUGGUUCUCUCACUAUCCCACCAUGCACCCAAGGAGUUAUUUGGACAAUUAACAAAAGAGUUCAAACGGUCUCAAGACACCAACUCAAAACACUUAAAGCUGCGGUUCACGAUAGCGCAAAGGGGAAUUCAAGACCACUGCAGCCACUAAACCAUAGAGAAAUUGAUCUUUACACCCCUUAAAGGUAAAUAUAAAUGUUAUGGGAAUUUGAUUCCAAUAAACUUAUACAAAAAAAUAAAUCUUCGCUUAGAAGAUGAAUAAGUUGAAUGGCUGAAUCCGCUCGUAACGUUUGUUGUAUCUUUUAUACUCGAGGUUUGUUUAUGUUAAUUGUUUUUUUUUUCACUCGGUCGAUGAAAGAGAAAUAAAAAGGCAGGUUUUGUAGGUGAUUCUGACAAUGGGCUUGGGUUAGGCCCAAAUUGGACUUCAAGCCCAUUAUCAACGAGAUCACUCAUCCAACCAUCGGUUAUGGGCAUUUGAGAUUUUGAUUUAGUUAUUUUUUGUUUGUUUUAGCUUUUCGGUUUUGUUAAAAAUAUAUUUUCCAUCGGUUUGACUUUGUUAGAAUAUUUUCA
Messenger RNA from Tarenaya hassleriana, 1218 nucleotides. Its product is annotated as alpha carbonic anhydrase 7-like. The transcript is spliced from 7 exons. Gene Ontology annotation, molecular function: carbonate dehydratase activity; zinc ion binding. Lineage: Eukaryota; Viridiplantae; Streptophyta; Magnoliopsida; Brassicales; Cleomaceae. The coding region runs from base 211 to 831 and encodes 206 amino acids. The record is from RefSeq and is a predicted model, not a curated record.